AUGCGACGAGCGACGUCUUCGCGACUGUCGCCCGCAUCGCAUUCUCUCGCAACGGUGCUCCUCGCGCUGCGUCUCCUCCUCAUCGUCUCCCUGGCGGUUCUUUCCGCCACGUUCCCCCUAUCGUGGACUUCCGCCAGAUAUGUCUUCCGCAGACCCGCCGCGGAACCCGCGCAAGUUGUCGAGAAAUCCGCGCAAGUUGGGUUGGAAGCGCAGCAGUCGGCGGAACUUCAACUAGGGGAAAUCGCAACAGACGCUGAUCCUGUAGCAGUGGGGCCAGCAGCGGCGAGCAGCGUGGCGAGUAAAGCGCCGGGCAAUGCGGCAGAAAAUGCGGCGGGCAGAACGGGGCUUGCGCUCGACGCCCCGCACGUGAAGAUAUACGGAACGACUGAUGUGCUUAUAGAGAGGGUUGCCACGCUCUCCCCAUAUAACAGCCCCAACACCGACAGCAUUCUCUUUAGUGGGGUGGUGAAUGGCGUUGUGCGCAACAGCAGACUGGAAGGAGGUGACGAUAAUGUUGCCAUCAUUACCGGGUGCAGAAACAUCCUUAUAGAGAAUACGCAGUGUAUCAACGGGCACGGCAUAAGCAUCGGCAGUCUCGGCGGUGACGGGGAGCUGGGCUGUGUAUCCGACGUGACAGUAAGGAACGUGAGCCUAAGGGGGUCCAACAACGGCCUCCGAAUCAAGACCUACCAGCAGGGAGUGGGUCUCGUGAGCAACGUAACAUACGAGGACGUAACCGUAACCGACGUUACAUGGCCGAUCUUAAUCAACCAAUUCUACUGCGACAAAAAGACCGCGUCAGCCAGUAGCUGCCAGCUCAGCAGCACGGCUGUAGCGGUUACCAACAUUCGUUACAAGAACAUCCGCGGCACGGCGAACGGCACGGUCGGCGUGCUUCUAAACUGCAGCCAAUCAGUGCCAUGCUCUGGGAUAUCCUUUUCCAACAUCUACCUCACCUCCUCUCGCACUCCCAAGUCACCCAAUCAGUUGCUCAGCACUACUCUCAAGGAGAACAGGGUCGGAGUCAACGCAGCCAACUCAGUCAACUCGGUCAAUGGAGUCAACGGGGCUGAUCCAGACUCGCUAGCGCUUCUGAACCAGGAGACGCAAGUCAACAGAGUCAACAAGGGGGUAGCACCAGUCAACGGAGUCAACAAGGGCGUAGCACCAGUCAAGGGAGUCAACGGGGCUGGCCCAGACUCUAUAGAGCUGCUGAACCAGGAGACUCAAGUCAACGGAGUCAACAAGGGGGUAGCACCAGUCAAGGGAGUCAACCCUCUCUCUGCGCUGUUCGGAAUCGGCACCAGCAGCACCAGCAGCACUUCAGCCACUCAAAAAGCUGUUGGAGCCUCGGCAUUAUCGGAUCUAUCAGGAUCAGAUCUGCAGGCAAUACUCAACAACGCGUAUGGAACCACGGACGUGAAGACUGUGUCGGUUUUUAUAGCGGAGGCGCAGUGGGACGGUGCGACGCCCCCUGCUGCAGCAGCAGCAGCCAUCAGCAGAAUGGCAGCAAAGUGCAUUGCUGCCAUGUGGGUGGGGGUGCAUGUGACUACUGCCAUGUGGGUGGGGGUGUAUGUGAGUGCUGCUGAUGCUUGUAGCAGUGGUGCAGUGGAGGGUGUCUCGCCCCCUGCUGCAGGGACAGCAGCCACAGCAGAAUGGCUGCGAAAUGCAUCGCUCCCUCCCCCUCCGCCGUGGCCAAUCAACGAAGAGGGCGUCUUCAACGUGCUACAGUUCGGGGCGCGCGCGGACGGGCGCACGGACAACACGGACGCGUUUCUCCGCGCGCUGCAGACCGCGUGCGCGUGGGGGGAGGCGCGGAGCGCGUACGCGCGCGUGGUGGUCCCCGCGAGCGGCGGGCUGUUCCAGAUCUUCCCCGUCGAGGUGGAGGGGCCGUGCGGCACGGGGCUGGAGGUUCAGGUGGGUGCGAAGCGGUGUGGAGGGACCGUGCGGCACUGGGUUGGAAGUGCAGGUGGGUGGGAAGGGGUGAAAUGGGUGAGAAGCGGGGUGGAGCUGUGUGCGGUGCGGUGGGAGAGGAUAGCAUUGUGUAGCUGGCUCUUUCAGAUGUUCCCCGUCGAGCUGGAGGGGCCGUGCGGAGCAGGGCUGGAGGUUCAGAUCGACGUCACCUCCUACGCCAUGCCUCAAAACAGCAACGCGUUGCUUCACAUCUGGCGCUCCCCGCUCUCCCUCCCUUGUUUGUCUCUGCCCCUUCAUCAGAUCAACGGUGGAGUUGCCGCGCCUGCCAACGUCACCGCCUACCCCAUGCCUCAAGACAGCGACUCUUGGGCGCUCCUACUUUUCAGAGAGGUUCCGAACCUGACGAUUACAGGAGGCGGGUGGAUGGACGGGCAGGGGGGGGGGUUCUGGGCGCGGGGGAAGGGGAGCAAGCGGCCGGUGCUGCUGUUCCUCUCCCGAUGCGAUAACGCUACAGUGCAGGGCGUGACGUUGACGUGA
This is a messenger RNA of Closterium sp. Naga37s-1, 2451 nucleotides long. Lineage: Eukaryota; Viridiplantae; Streptophyta; Zygnematophyceae; Desmidiales; Closteriaceae. The record is from the annotation of a GenBank genome assembly.